GGAGUGAGGCAGGACCUGGGGGAGGAGACAUGUGUAUCAGGCUUUCGCUCAUGCUUCUGUGUUUCGCCUGUCAAUUCCACCUCUUCAUGCACAUUGUUCCCGCGAACUGAACGAGCGCACUGACACUACGGUCAUCCAGUAUCCCUCCAGCACACCUUCAUCUUCUGUGGAUCUGCUCGCGGUUAGCUUUGCGCGAGUCGUUAUUUAAUUCGUCUGACUUCAUGGGAUGUGCUUUUAACGCGAAACGUUUUGAAAACAUACGAUUCGUCGUCAUAUUAUUUCUUUCUGCGCUUGGAGACAAUGUUUUAAAGCAAACACUGGCGUGCGCGCUCCGCUUCAAAUGAGCUCAGAUUGGAGAGCCACUGGGAACCCAAGCAAGGAACUAACUUGAACUACGAAAUUGGAGAGCUCCAGCUACUGUGUUGGAUCAAAGACGACGUCUACGGCUUCCGGGCCAUGAGUAGUUUUAAGGGCCAGGAUGUGGAAAAACAAGGCAUCAAGCUGCCAAAAAAAUGGAUUGAUUCCAAUGAUAAAAUCCCCACAGACCGUACGAUGGUUGUGGGAGGAGGAGACACUUUCGAUCCUCCAGGAGGUCAGUCAAGAAAACGGCGUCAGCGCUAUGUGGAAAAGGACGGCAAGUGCAACGUCCACCACGGAAACGUGCGCGAAACCUACCGUUACCUGACGGACAUCUUCACCACACUUGUGGACUUAAAGUGGCGCUUCAAUCUGCUGGUCUUCACACUGGUCUACACCACCACCUGGGUGUUUUUUGGCUUCAUUUGGUGGCUCAUCGCCUACACCCGUGGAGACCUGGACCACGCUGAUGACAACGAGUGGACACCGUGUGUCUAUAACCUCAAUGGCUUUGUCUCAGCCUUCCUUUUUUCCAUCGAGACCGAGACCACCAUUGGUUAUGGGUAUCGUGUCAUAACGGACAAAUGCCCCGAGGGCAUCAUCUUGCUUCUGGUGCAGGCCAUCUUGGGCUCCAUCGUCAAUGCCUUCAUGGUGGGCUGCAUGUUUGUGAAAAUCUCACAACCAAAGAAACGCGCCGAAACGCUCAUGUUUUCUAACAAAGCUGUGAUAUCCAUGCGGGACAGCAAGUUGUGUUUGAUGUUCCGUGUUGGCGACUUGCGUAACUCACACAUUGUGGAGGCCUCCAUCAGGGCAAAGCUCAUCCGCUCUAAGCAGACCAGGGAAGGAGAGUUUAUCCCCCUAAACCAGACGGACAUCAACAUGGGCUUCGACACGGGGGACGAUCGGCUGUUCCUGGUGUCACCGCUGAUCAUUUGCCAUGAGAUCAACAAGAACAGCCCUUUCUGGGACAUCUCUCAGGAGCAAGUGGCGCGAGAAGAGUUUGAAAUAGUGGUCAUUCUGGAAGGAAUGGUGGAGGCUACAGGAAUGACAUGUCAAGCCCGCAGCUCAUACCUGAACUCAGAGGUGCUUUGGGGAGAACGCUUCACCCCUGUGCUCUCGCUGGAGGAGGGAUUUUACGAGGUGGAUUAUGACACUUUCCACCACACCUACCCCACACCAACCCCUUCCUGCUCUGCUCGGGAGCUUGCAGAACUGGCAAAGAAAGGGGAAGCUAUCCCUUUGCCCCCUAUUUCACCUCCAGCAACCCUGGGAGAGCCCCCAAGCCCAGAGGAGACGCCUGAGGAGGAGACCAAGGCAGAAGAAGAAGCAGCAGAAGACUCUGUUAGCAAUGGUGAUGUGAACAGAAUGGAGUGUGUGCAAGAAUGAGUUCAUGCAUUGCAGUCUCCAGUCUUUUGCUGCCCCUGUGUGGCUGAUGGAAAUAUAAGGCGAUACAAAAACUUACUUCAGCCACAUAAACGCCAUAUAAACUGAGGAAUAGUUACAAAUCAUUGACCCCACACUGGUACUGUUAUUGGUUUCAAGAAUAAAACAAUGUGCAUAAUGGUAAAGUUUUUCAACUUUAAGUGCAAAAAUGCUUAAAAAACCUCUUUCGGCUUGAAUUUAUUUGAAGAAGAUGUAUAUUCGCAGCUUUGUACUGUGAUUGCUUAACCCGCUACUGAGCUUGCAUUAUUGCUUUUGAGGUUUAUAAGUAUUUCUGAAUCCAGUUUAUAGAGAUUAAGGUUUGUUUCAGAUGGUGCUUAUAGCUACACUACAGCAUUUUAUGAAAGCUUGUUUCUGCCACAGGAUAACAAAACAGGGAAUGGUGAUUUUAGCUCACAACUGACUAUUUCUCUUGCAAUUCUGAGAAAAAAAAUUACCAAUUAAAUUAAAAAAUUUAAUUUAUGGAAGCUUGUUUCUACCACAGGAUAAUUUUUUUUUAAAGGUAGCCUAAUUGCGACUCAUAAUUCUAACUUUUUUGUCACAAUUCGAAUAUAAACUGUGAAUUGCAAGAUAUAAAUUCAUAAUUCUGAGGAAAAAAGAAUUGAGGUGUUAACUGGAAAUGGCAAGAAAAUAAUAAGAAUUGCAAGAUUUAAUUAGUGCGAUUACAAGUUGCAAUUACAUUUUAUAUUUUAAAUUUCAUGGUUGGAAAAAAAAACAGAAUUGCGAGAUGUAAACUCAAAAUUGCAAGACGUAAACUCUGAAUUGCAAAGGGAAAAAAAGGUCAGAUUUCUGAAUUAAUAUCUCACAAGAAAAGAAGUCUGAAUUGUGAGAUAAAAGCUGCAAGUUCCUGUAUUUUUUUAUUUUGCUUUUUUUUUUAAUCUCAUUGCAGAAACAAGCUUCCCUAGCAUUUUCUGUAUGAAACUGCUGGUUAAAAAAAAAAAAAAAAACACACGUUUUUCAUUUCAUUAAUGAAGGACAUUGCAUUCCCUAUAAUGGGUGUGUUGAAUAUGCAUAGAAUAUGCACAUCAAAAUUGCACAUCAUGUCUGAAACUAUGUAGAAAACUGUAUAGAAUAUAAUUUCUGAAACAAGUAGAUUUUCUGUGUAAGCAAACAGUGACCUCUGCUGUAAGCGGGCCUCACAAACGACCAGACGGAAUGAGUGAGUUUUGCCAAAGGGUUAAUUGUUGGAAAUAAUUAUUUAAUUUCUUUGAAUGACAGAUAUGUGACAAAAACACUAAAAGUUGGAUAUUAACACCCAACAGACAGAACGCACAAAUGUAACUGUUGCUGUUUCAUUUUAUUUGAAAUGUACUAUUGCUAUUUGGUUCAUUUAGUCAUAUUCCACAUCUUCUGUCUAUCAUUAAUAUUUCUGCUUGAGAAACACCCUCACUGUUAUUUAUAGAUCCUCUUUAGUUUUUUGUUUGUUUUGUUUUGUUAGUUUUUUUUAAACACCAGAAUUCAUAAAAUGUUUCUGUUUUAUUUUACAAUAAAGUGAUUAAAAUAAAAGAUUAUCCUUCUCAGACACUAUGCGCUGUACUGAGGUUCUAUGAGAAUAUGAAAUAAGAAUUAUAAUGUGAAACAACAUCUACAA
Messenger RNA from Cyprinus carpio (common carp), 3388 nucleotides. Its product is annotated as potassium inwardly rectifying channel subfamily J member 21. The record is from RefSeq and is a predicted model, not a curated record. NCBI's taxonomy places the organism in Eukaryota, Metazoa, Chordata, Actinopteri, Cypriniformes, Cyprinidae. Gene Ontology annotation, molecular function: inward rectifier potassium channel activity. Gene Ontology annotation, cellular component: plasma membrane. Gene Ontology annotation, biological process: potassium ion import across plasma membrane; regulation of monoatomic ion transmembrane transport.